Molecule: messenger RNA, 875 nt
Organism: Suillus clintonianus
Lineage: Eukaryota; Fungi; Basidiomycota; Agaricomycetes; Boletales; Suillaceae
Exons: 2
Coding region: 358-570 (70 amino acids)
Biological process (GO): spliceosomal complex assembly
Cellular component (GO): U2 snRNP; U12-type spliceosomal complex; U2-type prespliceosome
Molecular function (GO): mRNA binding
Source: RefSeq, a predicted model, not a curated record
ACCAGCUGACUAAGCUACGCAAUAAACAAACCGUGACAAACACCGCUCAUGCUCUCCCCGAGUCCUUGCGGACUCACUUCCCUCUCGAGUGGCCCAGGAUCGGAUGUCUCAAGCCGCCCGGUGAUAGCUCUGGGCUGGUCACCACUCGAGAGUCCCUGACAUAGGGAACCUAUUUUAUUCAGCUGCAAGGAUAGCAUGUCCGCCAUGCGCUGACCAUAACAGGACCCUAGAAAUAUUGUAGCUGUUUUUCAUGGGCUGCGAAGACUCCAUGAUGCGCUUGAUGAAUCUUGUCUGGCCUAACUGCUUUGAAACGUUGCCGCAUGUCAUCGGCGCUGUUAUGGAUGCGAUCGAAGCAAUAUGCGGGUAUGUCUUGGUCACGGUGUCCUCUUGAGCUACGUUCUUCAGGGUCUAUUCCACCCUGCACGCAAAGUCCGCGAGGUCUACUGGCGCGUCUAUAACGCACUGUACCUGGGCGCUUCGGAUGCUAUGGUUCCCUUCUAUCCUGAUCUGGGUGAGCUCAGUGAAGGGCAAAAUGUAUAUGACAGGCAUCCACUGCAGAUGUUCCUUUGAACGACGUUGAAUGCUGAUGUCAUUGUAUGAUUAGGUACUGAGUUUUUUAUGUUAUUAUUACCAUGCCUCUUGUAGAUGUAAAUGCGAUAAUAGGUCCUUCGACAUUGCGUCGGACCUUUGAUGUUUAUGACAUUCGUCGUUUUUUUCUUCAGUUCAACUGGUGAUUUAGGAAAACAUUUCAGACUCGCACAGAGAUCUAUGCGGGGUAUUGAGUGAACAAUGAGGGCUCAAUUCGACUGGCUCUACGUAGCUCUGGAUUCUGGACCACCGGUACAUCCUUCUCCGCUCAUCAUUCCUCUCUUCUA